AUGGAUGAAGUAUUUCCGAAUGUUCCUAAUAGAAAUCAGCGAAGAUUUGCCAAUACGACAGACUUACGAAAGGGCAUCAUCAAAAAUAGAACCUGGUCGGAAGGUGUUGCACAACUACUACCGAGAAGUAUUAAUAUCCGAGGCCUUAAUUCACUUGCUCUACACCGAGAUUCACCGGAACCGUAUUCCGGACUUGGAACUAUUCGUUUAUACAGUAUGCGCUUUUGUCCAUAUGCUGAACGAGCUAUAAUUUAUUUGGCCAGGAAACGAUUACAAGUGGAAAUAACAAACAUCAAUCCAGAAAAUGUACCGAAAUGGUUUCUGAAUAAAAGCCCACUCGGUCGAGUGCCUACUUUUGAAAUGAAUGGCAUCACUAUCUAUGAAUCGUCAGUGAUCGCCGAAUACCUUGAUGAAAUAUUUCCGGAAACAGCUAUUCUUCCACGCCAUCCAGUUGCCAAAGCAAAUCAGAAAAUUCUUGUUGAAAGGAUGUCACCGCUCAUUUCCACAAUGUUCAAAAUCUUACAUCCCAAUAACGUUACCGUUCAACAAGACGUCGAUAAGUCAUUGCAUAAUGCUCUCCGGAAUGCCGAAGUUCUGUUAACGGAUGAUUUCUAUGGAGGAAAAAUAUUAGGCUUUGCUGAUAUAAUGAUGUGGCCAUUUCUGGAAAGACUACAACUUGUGACAGUUAAUCCUUAUACAGAAUUUAGAUAUUUCCCAGGUUUUUACUAUCCGAAAAUAAGUGCAUAUAUGGCCCGUAUGCAAAGGCAGCCAGAGAUAUUAUUUGCUCAACGCCCAAUUGAACAGCAUGCAGCGUACGUGAACAGCUUUUUGACGGGCCAUCCGAAUUACGAUAUUGGUAUCAAUCAGUCAUAA
Messenger RNA from Brugia pahangi, 873 nucleotides. NCBI's taxonomy places the organism in Eukaryota, Metazoa, Nematoda, Chromadorea, Rhabditida, Onchocercidae. The record is from the annotation of a GenBank genome assembly.